UUUCCAUUCAGUUUAGAAGAGUAGCGCAACGAGAGCAGUUGAUACAAUCUGUCGUUUAAGUCAUUCUAAGCUGAGUCUGAGUCUGGAGUUCUUUUGUGUGUAUAACUAACGUGGGCAGAAGCAGAAGUCACAAUAUGAGAAAUAAUUAUAAAGCGCUUCUACUGGCAUCGUUUGUGACAUGGUCGGGGGUGUUGUGCAGCACAGUGUUAGGCACCACAGAGGGCCAAGAAACACCUCUCGCACUUCCUGUGGCGGAGCAGACCCAGCCCACAACAGCUAUACAAGGAGAAGUAUGGGAGGAGGACGAUCACGAAGUGUUAAUAAGGAAUGAACGGGGCACCAAGAGCGACGGCUUGUCGUGCCGAUAUGGCAAGAAUCCGUGGACUGAGUGCGAUACAAAAACCAAUACACGUUCCAGAACCUUGACAUUAAAGAAGGGCGAUCCAGCGUGCGACCAAACGCGAACCAUUCAGAAGAAAUGUAAAAAAGCAUGCCGGUAUGAAAAGGGAUCCUGGUCGGAAUGCGCAACUGGACAAAUGACUAGAGCUGACAAAUUAAAAGCGAGCAGUGAUCCGUCCUGCGAAGCAACGCGUGUCAUUAAGAAGAACUGCAAGCCCGGAAAGUCCAAGGACAAGAGUGCCAAAGAACAGCGUAAGAACAAAGAUAAAGCUACUCGCAAAGGACGGGCUUAAGUGAUUUUAUACUCGAUAAUUUUAAAUGCCCAGUGUUGGUUUGCAUCACUCCGAUGCUAAAAAUUUAUGUUAAACUUAUUUUUAAUAAAUUUAUAACAAAAAAAUCGUAAUGACAUUAACUGUCGGCUAUGUAUACCCGAAAAGCAUUUUAAAUAAAUGCACAUAUUGAUUAAUGUUGUAGUUCGGUUUUCAAGCAAACGAUAAACUUAAUAUAAACGACAGUACGUUCUAUACUGUAAGACGUAAUAGCAACUUUGCGGAAUUUAACAUAUUUAUGCAAUGCAAAAUAAAAAUAUAUUCAUACAAUACCACACCUACAUAAAUACCAAAGUAUUUAGUUUUAUCCAAAAAUUAAAUCAUAUUUACAUUCAAGCCAACAUCCGUUAUUCUCUAAAAUUAUCCAAACUGGAAAGGCAUUUGCGUUUUCAAAAUAAAGAUUAAUUAUGAAAUGCAGCCUAUUAAAUUGUGUGACUGUUUAUACCACUUAAAAUAAUAGAAAAUGAAAAUGUCAACACCACUUCCAUCAAUUUAGCAGAGUUGAUCUUCAAUUGAAUUUAAAUAACAUUAACCGUAAAUCUAAGAUGAAAACCAAACAAUUAAUCUGAUUAUUGAUGUAAAAAUUUGGCAAAUAUCAGCUUCUGUGUCUGAUCUCUAAAUUCCGACACAAACAGAAAAUCAAUAUUGAAUUCAUAGAGGCAGUAAAAUCGUUUGUCAUUCGCAGAUAAUAAUAAAUGAAUAAAACACUUAGUGUAAAUAUUGUAAAAAUAAAAAUUUACUAUAGAAAAAAGGAAACUGAAAGACAAAGAAAAAGAUAUGACGGGUCAAGAUCACGGAUUCGUCUUAGUUGCAACGUAGGCGAUUGGCAUUUUAAAGUAGUUUACAACUCACUUUGUUUGGGUACAUUUAAAAAUUUGGAAAUACCAUUCCCAAAAUUAUUAUGAUAGUCGAAAUAAAUACAUACAUACAUACAUACUUACAUUCAUACAUAUUCUGAUCAAAAAUUGCACCAUUUCGAAGAUGUGGUUUACCUUUUAAAUAAACACAUAUAUAAACUUAGAACGUUAACUACGACUUAAUGUAUUUGUAUGUAAGCAGUUUUACAACCAUACCCGUGAAUUCAUAACUACAAAAUCAAGAAGAACAGCUCACUUACAUACAGCAUGCUGUUUCGUAAAAACAUCAUCGUUAGGGGCAGAAUUUAUCUGAGUCUUUUAAUUCCAUACGGAAGAGAAGGAAACAACUCCCUCAAAAUAAAGUGAAAUUUGUUUACGUACGUAUACAACAUAAGAAAAAAGUAACUGAACUUUAAUAAAUACAUAUAUUACGGAA
Molecule: messenger RNA, 2021 nt
Organism: Drosophila elegans
Lineage: Eukaryota; Metazoa; Arthropoda; Insecta; Diptera; Drosophilidae
Gene: miple1
Exons: 5
Coding region: 135-692 (185 amino acids)
Biological process (GO): mesoderm morphogenesis
Cellular component (GO): extracellular region
Molecular function (GO): growth factor activity; heparin binding
Source: RefSeq, a predicted model, not a curated record